Molecule: messenger RNA, 2304 nt
Organism: Tetranychus urticae (two-spotted spider mite)
Lineage: Eukaryota; Metazoa; Arthropoda; Arachnida; Trombidiformes; Tetranychidae
Product: cryptochrome-1-like
Biological process (GO): circadian regulation of gene expression; entrainment of circadian clock by photoperiod; negative regulation of DNA-templated transcription
Cellular component (GO): nucleus; cytoplasm
Molecular function (GO): FAD binding; DNA binding
Source: RefSeq, a predicted model, not a curated record
AACACAUUAUUAGUAUCAUCAUUUAGUUGUGUGAACAAACUACACUUUUGACUGAAAAACAGAAAUGGUUAAUCAAACUUAAUGUUACCUAAAGUUUAUUCAAUUUGUGAAAAAUGAGCAAAGCAUUUGAUAAUUCUCCUCAUGGAAAUAAACUAGAAUUAUCAAUGAAUGAUAAUGGAGAAAAUGAUAGUAAAUUAGUAAACUCUCCUCAAACUACAGCAAAUGAAUUUACGUUACUAAAUAAUCGAACUGACUGUGAUUUAAUUGAUGAUGAUUCAAUCGAACCUUGUAUCCAAUCUUUUUCAACUUCACCACAAGCAUCAAUUAAAUUUAAUGCCAUCAGCAACAAUACACCUGCAAGUCAUAAAACUGUUGAUUGUGCCCGAGAUUUAGCUUCACCUGAUGUCAACUCAACACAAUGUUUCCAAUCGCCAAACCAAAGCAGCAGCAAAACGCCUGUUCAGCUAAAAAGUGAACAAUCUAAUUCCGUUUUAAAUAAUUACGUGUUUAAAAGUAAUCAUAAUAAGGAUAAUAAUCACAGUGAUUCAGUUUAUAAUGAUAACAAUGGAAACGAAACACGUGGACCAGCAAAGCAUCUUGUCCACUGGUUUCGGAAAGGCCUACGUCUUCACGAUCAACCAGCUCUCCUUAAAGGACUUCAAGGAUGUGAUACUUUCCGAUGUAUAUAUCUUAUUGACCCAUGGUUUUCAACAGAAUCCAAUUGUGGAAUUAAUAAAUGGCGAUUUCUGCUACAAUCACUUGAAGAUCUAGAUAGUAACUUACACAAGCUGGGUUCACGUUUAUUUGUCAUUAGAGGCCAACCUGCUGAAGUUUUCCCUCUUCUCUUCAAAGAAUGGAUGAUUACACAUUUAAGCUUUGAAGAGGACCCGGAGCCAUUUGGUAAAAUACGUGAUGCAAAAAUCGCCAAAAUGUGUAAAGAAAUGAACAUUGAAGUUAUCUGUGAGACCUCGCAUACACUAUACAGACUGGAAGACAUAAUCAAUCAUUGUAGUGGUGAAAUCCCUUUAACCUAUUUACAAUUUCAAAAUGUCAUAUCAGAACUCGGAAAACCAGAAGAACCAGCACAAGCGAUUACCCAUGAAGUUAUUGGAAAAGCUUACACUCCUGUGCCAAGAGAUCACGCUAAAAAAUAUACCGUUCCAACCUUGAAUGAACUAGGCUUUACCACUCAACCAAACCAUAGAUCAGUUUGGGUUGGUGGAGAAACAGAAGCACUUCAGAGGUUAUCUCGUCAUUUGGAGCAUAAAGCUUGGGUUGCCACUUUCGGGAAACCAAAAUUGACUUCUUUAUCUUUACUCUGUGCUUCUCAAACUGGCUUAGGACCAUAUUUAAGAUUUGGAUGCAUUUCACCUCGUCUUCUUUAUCAUCAGCUUUCAAAUCUUUACAGUAAAUUGAAGAAAGGGAAUCCACCAUUAACUUUGUGUGGCCAGCUUUUGUGGCGUGAAUUUUUUUAUUGCGUAGCCACCAAUAAUCCCAACUUUGAUAAGAUGCAAAAUAAUCCUUUGUGUGUUCAAAUUGCUUGGAAUUCAAAUGCUGAAGCUUUAAAUAAAUGGGCAAAUGGGCAAACUGGAUAUCCUUGGAUUGAUGCAAUACAAACUCAAUUACGCCGUGAAGGUUGGAUUCAUCAGAUAGCAAAGCACGCAACCGUUUGUUUCCUUACUCGAGGAAUCCUCUGGAUCUCUUGGGAAGAAGGUAUGAAAGUAUUCGAUGAAUUAUUGAUUGAUGCAGACUGGUCUGUUAAUGCAGGAACCUGGAUGUGGCUAAGCUGUUCAUCUUUCUUUCAAAGAAUCUGUCACAUUUAUUGUCCGGUCAGUUUUGGCCGUAAAAUGGAUCCACAAGGAGAUUAUAUUCGUCGAUAUCUUCCAGUUUUACGAAACAUUCCCAAUGAAUAUAUCCAUGAGCCUUGGAAAGCACCAAUUAAGGUACAAAGAGAAGCUAACUGCAAGAUUGGUAAACAUUAUCCUCAACCAAUUGUUGAUCAUCAAGAAGCAAUGAGGAUAAACCAAGAAAGGAUGAAACAAGUUUUUCGCAUCCUAAUCAAAGGCUUGGAUCUGAAGAGAGAAGAUGUUCAAGAUUAAUAAGUUUUGAUAAAAAAUUACGUUAUUUUAAUUAUCUUUUAUCGAUGCACUGAAAUGUUGAACCUCGAUUGUUUAUCAACCAUCCAGAAACCGAAACUAUCCACGUCCUGAUCAUUGAGGAACUGAUGUUAUUUGUUUUGAAAUAAGUUCUUACUAAUGAGGUAUUUAGCCUAAAGUGCCUAUUCAUUAAAGUAAAUUCCUGGCC